Molecule: messenger RNA, 2367 nt
Organism: Diversispora eburnea
Lineage: Eukaryota; Fungi; Glomeromycota; Glomeromycetes; Diversisporales; Diversisporaceae
Source: the annotation of a GenBank genome assembly
AUGUCAUUCACGACUAAUAAUAUCGGUUUAACUAAUUUAAAUAACAACUUAAAAAAUAACAAAAUUACAGGCGGUGAUAUUGAAUAUGAACGUAUUUCUCGCGCACUUAACUCUUUGGUUAAAUAUUUUCUACAUGAAGUUUCCCCUUUUGAACCGAAUAAACCUAUUAAUAAAGAAACGGUAGGAGGAGGAAAAACUAACAAUACCGAGUUAUUAACAACGCGACAACAACAUACUUUUGAUUAUUUGAUUCGAGAGCAUAAAUCUUCUUCAAAAGCUUUACGUUUCGCGAAUUUAUUCACUAAAUUACAAUCACAGUCUAUAGUAACACGUAAAUGGUCAGUGUUAUAUUUCUUAUUAUCGGUUAGCGAUCAAUCAAAUAGUAAUGAAAUGACCGGAAUUUUAUAUACUGCACCGAUAGAACAAACAUUCUCAUUUCGGGGAUUGCAGAAUAUACAGAAUAUAUCAUCAAUUACACCUUCCCCACCCAGAUCAACAUUAAGGAUACAAAAAGAAGAUCCCUUACCAAUUAAAACUGGUUUCCCUAAACCUGAUCUAGAUAAUAAUUUAAAUAAUAAAUAUAAUUCCGAGAAGUUAUUAUUACGAGAUAUUAUAUUUAUAUUUCAAGGAAUUAAUGGACAAUACAUCAAAUGGGAUAGUGAAGCAAAAUCAUUUAUUAUUGAUUUGAAGAUAUCCAUUAAUCGAUCAACCGUAGAUUUGUUACAUAGACUUUCAGAAUUAGGUUUUCUUUAUCGACGAGUAGAAGAAUUUGUAAAAAUGAACGCGAAUGAUCCAUUUAUUGGAUUAGUCGGUCAGGCUUUUUGUUCCGUUUUGCAACAUGAAUUAACGGAAUAUUAUAGAUUUAUCGCAAAUCUUGAAGCUACCAUCACUAAAGAAGUUGAUAAUCAACAAUUCUUAACCAAUGGUAUCUCUUUGAAACGUUUAUUAGUAUGGACUCAAGAUUCAUUAUUCAAAUUAAGGAUUAUGUCCGUAUUAGUGGAUUGUUGUAAAGAAAAAAGAGGUGGUGCUUUGGUUUCAACAAUUUAUAAUUAUACAAAUCAUGGUGAUCCAUUCAUUCAGGAAUUUAUUAAUAAAAUGCUUGAAGAAAUUUCGCGUCCAUUUUUUGAAAUGUUACAACGUUGGAUAUAUGAAGGCGAAUUGGAUGAUCCUUUCGAAGAAUUUUUUGUUUCUUGUGAUCCAAACGUGCAAGAAGAAGAUUUAUGGCGAUCAAAAUAUUCGAUUCUUAAAGAUAUGCAACCAACUUUCAUUAGUGAAUUACUUGCCAAAAAAGUUUCAUUGAAAUAUGGAGAUAUGGUAGCAUUAGAGAGUUCUAUAGAUGCAACUUAUACUGCCACAAGUCAAAGACUUUUAAAUAUAUUAUUUACAAAAUAUAAGUUAAAAGAACAUUUCAUUGCCUUAAAACGUUAUUUAUUACUGGGACAAGGUGAUUUCAUACAACACUUGAUGGCUCAACUUGGACCUGGUCUUGGAAAACCAGCUACCACAAUUUAUCAUCACAAUCUUACCGGUAUUUUAGAAGCAGCCAUUCGCGCAUCUAAUGCCCAAUACGAUGACCCAGAUAUCCUUCGUCGAUUAGAUGCUGGGCUUUUAGAGGUUUCCUCUGGUGAUGUUGGUUGGGAUGUUUUCAGUUUAUUUUAUCGUGUCGAUUCACCAUUAAAUACUAUCUUCACUCCACAAGCAAUGCAUCAAUAUCUUAAAAUAUUCAAUUUAUUAUGGCGUUUAAAACGUGUUGAGCAUGAUUUGUCAUUUUGUUGGCGUCGUAACAUGACCAGUGCGAGAAGUUUCCUCCGCGUAGAAGAAUUACGAAAGGAAAUAAAUACUAGCAGAUUAGUUUGUAGUGAGAUGAUUCACUUUGUAUAUCAAUUACAGUACUAUAUCUUAUUUGAGGUAAUCGAAUGUUCGUGGGACGAACUUGUGACUGAUAUUCACAACCCUUCAGGAGACUUGGAUUCACUUAUAGAAGCUCAUAAUAAAUAUUUGUCCAAUGUUUCUAACAAGAGCUUUUUAAAUGCUUCAAAUAAUCAGGAUUUAUUUUUCAAUACAAAAAUUGAUGAAUUGCAUAAUCUCGGUGUAAAAGAAACGAUACGCAGAGAUAAUAACAGUGGAAGUCGCAAAGACCAAAAUCAUUCUAGAAGUAAUGAUAAAUCAGAAGAUCCAAAGGCAAUUCAAGAAUGUUUAAAUGAGGUUGCCGGGCAAUUUAAGAGCGAAGUGGUGAAUUUGUUAACUGCCUUGGCUCAUCAUCAAGAUACAGAUUUAAGAUUUCUUAGUGUUAGUCUUGACUUCAAUGAAUUUUAUCAUGUUAAUGAAAAAUAUCCUGGAAGCAGAAAAAGAACUCUAGGGAGUUGA